UUACUAACCUAUAAUUUACUGCAAAGUUCAUACAAGUUUUUACAAAAACUGGUGUUUUUCUUUUCUCAAUAAUACGUGCACGGUUUUUCGGUGACUUCACAGCGGUUGCAAGGAAAUCUCUUUAAAGAUGUCCUCCAUAACAUUGAAAGAUGUUGACCAGCACAAAUUCGUUGCUGCGUUUUCCGCAUUCUUGAAAAAGAGUGGUAAAUUGAAGGCUCCAGAAUGGGUGGACAUAGUUAAAAAUGGUAAAUUCAAUGAAUUGGCACCGUAUGAUGAAGAUUGGUAUUAUACUAGAUGUGCAGCCACAUUAAGACACAUUUACUUUAGAUCACCAGUUGGCGUUGGAUCCCUUACUAAAAUUUUUGGAGCACGUAAACGUAAUGGAGUGAGGCCAUCUCAUUUCUGUCGCAGUUCUACAGGAAUUGCACGUAAAGUUCUUCAAUCUUUAGAGACAAUGAAAUUGAUUGAGAAGGUAGAGAAUAAUAAUGGCCGUCGAUUGACAUCUCAAGGAAGACGGGAUUUAGAUCGUAUUGCAGCACAAGUGAAACAAGCAAAAAAGAAGAAGCAAGCCCUGUUAGCUGCUGAAACCGCUGGAUUCACUGUGCUCAUUCCGAAAACUGACUAAAUGUUUUUUUUUUUUUGUAUCUGAGGAUAAAAGUAAUUAAAUUACUUUUAAAGUUUGAA
This is a messenger RNA of Adelges cooleyi (spruce gall adelgid), 684 nucleotides long. RefSeq names its product 40S ribosomal protein S19-like. Gene Ontology annotation, cellular component: ribosome; cytosolic small ribosomal subunit. The transcript has 4 exons. The coding region runs from base 128 to 625 and encodes 165 amino acids. Gene Ontology annotation, biological process: ribosomal small subunit assembly; translation. Gene Ontology annotation, molecular function: structural constituent of ribosome; RNA binding. NCBI's taxonomy places the organism in Eukaryota, Metazoa, Arthropoda, Insecta, Hemiptera, Adelgidae. The record is from RefSeq and is a predicted model, not a curated record.